UAGACUGUUUUUUUUUCUUCUACACUGCACCCCACAGAUCAGUGGAGUUUUUCAUGCGCACUGCAUGUGAAAGUAAAAUCACAUGCGAGUAAAAAGACUGGAGAAUGUCUUGAGAAGGCUUGAUUUUUAAGAGGACAUGAGAUGUUUUAGUGAAGAGGAGAGGAAAAACCCAGAGGAAUGACAGCGUGGGAAAAAGAUGGCAUUCAGAGGGGACACUGAACAACCAAGUGGAGAGGAUCUUUAAAAGAUGGAGGACAUAGGAGGAGAAGCUGUACGGGAUAGGAUGAGUUUGGGUUGGAGGGGGAUGGAGGGACAGAGAAUGGCGUGAGGACCAAGGACAGUGGUUGGUUUGAUCUGAGCCACGUGUGCGUCCAGCCACGUCUCUUUGCUGCUUCAUGGAUGCCGAUGAAACGCUAGUUUCCCAUGCCGCCCGGUCCCUUCCGUCUAAGCCCAGGUUUCCUGAGAUGAGAUGAGAUGACGCACGGGUCCUCAAAGAAGAAAUUCCUCAGCCUGUCAUUCUCUAGUGGUUUACAGCUCAGCAACUAGUGUCACAGUGUAUAUGAACCUAUGCACUCAUAUCCUCAGACUGUGAUUAUUCUGCAUAGCUCCCAGAUAUCAGUCCCUUUAAGCAAACAGUGAUGAAGCACAACAAUACCUGAAUAAGGGAAACUCCCCCGAUUAUAAGUGAAAACAGGCUCUAUUGGCAAUGCCAUCAUUUUGCUAUAUGAUAUGCUUAAAACAGAGAUUCAAGCUGAGGAACAUGCUCUACCUCCACAACACUGGGCAGCCAUGAACUCUGCACUGCCAUCCUCUCUCUCCUCAGCCAUGAAUAUAACUGUAAGCUGAUAGUAUGUGAUCAACCACACUGUGGGACCAACAUCCUGCUGCUUCAUCUUCUCAAUAAAUCCUAGCUGGACAACAGUAUUCAGUCACUGCUUUUAAAAUGGCAGCGGAGAGUUUCCAGCACAGGACAGAGGACAACAAGCUCCAGCCAGCUGAUUACCUGACGUCAUCAUUAUCAUCGCUCCAUCUCAGGGAUGAGGCGGUCGUCACGAAUGAGAACACCAACCAUAUUGAGGAUAAUCCUGAGACCCAUUCAGCAUUUCCUGUGAUGAUGUCAUUAAUGCUUAACCAAUCGCUACAGCAGGGAGACAUAUCGAUGGCUAGCAGGCCUGAGCCUCCACCAGCAGAUCAAGAGUUCCUGGAAAGUGAAAUGGGCCAAAGUGAAAGUGAGGCGCAGUCCGACACCCUGACUGUGUUCUUGCAGGACCUUUCCUCUUAUGAUCAGAACGAUGGUACAUCUCCAGGAAAACCCAACUGCAACAAGGAGGAAGGAGAAAUUCAACCAGAGAACAAAAUAACCAAAGAUAUGGCAGCAUGUGACUGCAGCGCUGAUGACCACCAGCUGUUUGAAGCAGAGUGGUACUGGGGCAACAUCUCAAGAGAGGAAGUAAAUGAGAUGAUGAGAAACACUCCUGAUGGCACAUUCCUGGUCCGAGAUGCUUCCAGUAGAACUAAAGGAGAAUACACUCUGACAUUACGAAAAGAUGGUUCCAACAGACUAAUAAAAAUCUUCCAUCAUGGGGGGAAGUAUGGCUUUUCUGAGCCACUGGCAUUUUCAUCUGUGGUGGAUCUGAUCCAGUAUUACCAGAAGAAGUCACUGGCCCAAUAUAACUCUAAACUGGAUACACGGUUACUAUAUCCAGUAUCCAGAAACCAGCAGCAGCAGGUUGUGAUGGAAGCUGACAUUGAUGCAGCUGGAGAACAGCUGAGGAUAUUUCAGGAUCAAUACAAAGAGAAGAGCAAAGAGUAUGACCGCCUAUUUGAAGAGCUGAAUCUGACCUCCCAGGAACUGCAGAGCAAGCGGACUGCCAUUGAGGCUUUCAGUGAAAUCAUUCGCAUCUUUGAGGAGGAAUGUGAAACUCAGGAGCGCUACAGCAAGGAAUACAUCGACAUGUUUCUCACAUUAGACAGCAGUACAGAGACUGACAAGAUUCAAAGCAACUCAGAGGAACUGCAGUCAAGGGUUGAAGAGAUCCACAACAGCAAGAAGAAGUUAGAGGAUGAGCUGAGGAAGAAGGCACUAGUUCACAUGGAGGUAGACAGGAAAAUGAACAAACUGAAGCCUGACCUUGUGCAGCUCCGGAAGCUCAGAGAUCAAUACCUGGUCUGGCUAACUCAACAAGGCACCAGGCAGAACCAGAUAAAUGACUGGCUGGGAAUCAGGAGUGACGAAGAAGACCCAUACACCCUAGCAGAUGAUACCCACCAGGAGGAGAGGAGCUGGUACGUUGGUGGUAUGAGACGAAAAGAGGCAGAGGAGCUGCUCAGUGGGAAAAGGGAUGGGACCUUCUUAAUCAGAGACAGCCAGACUCAGAGAGGCUCCUUUGCCUGCUCUGUCGUUGUGGAUGGGGAAGUCAAACACUGUGUGAUCUACAGGACCUCCACAGGAUACGGCUUCGCUGAGCCCUACAACCUCUACUCAUCCCUGAGAGAGCUCGUCCUUCACUACCGACACACAUCCCUGAUCCAACACAACCAGCAGCUGAAUGUAACCCUGGCCUGGCCUGCUCUCAGCCAGCAGCCCAGCUGAGACACACCAGCACACACUCUGAUGGCACUUCACAGUACACAUUACAUCAACUGCGGACACACCCAAACGGACACUAUUACCAAGCUCAAACAGCAUACCGGUUAGUGUCCUCGCCGCACGAUAAUUUUCAGUGCUAAAAUUGGAUAAAGUAAUAAUCCAACAUUGUUCUGAUGCCAAACAACAAUCAUCAGUAAACUAGAGUCAAGGUGACUUAGCAGAAUUCAAGCAGUUUAGCCACGUUAUGCGGAAUAUUUGUUUUCUGUAGUUUAAACCUGUAAACCAGUUCAGGUGAGCAGGGAUCCAGUUUGAGACAGAGAGCUACUUCCAUGAGCCAGACUGGAGCCUUGUUUUAAUCUCUUUUCUUCAAAAGUUAUUUCUAUUGUUUUAAAAAAAUCCAUUUUACUUCUCAUCAGCACAAAAAGGUUGCUAGAUUUAAUUUGUACUUUGCUUUAGCAGAAGUCACCAGUAAAUAUUCAACUGAACUGAACUAGGACAGAAAUCCUGCCUCACUAGUUUCCCCAAAUGUGCUGCAAAAAUCUGUGCAGUAAAUUGGAUUCAGAAUACAUGCCAAAGACAUCCAUAUCAUUUAAGGGAAAAAAAAAAAAGAUACAAAAAGGCAGUAUUUUUUCUUCUGGCACUGCAGCAUUUAUUUCAAUUAUUCACUAGUCCUGAAGCUCAAUAAUCCAGCACAAGUUUCUACUUUUUUUUUCCCGAAAGGCAAGCACAAGAAAUUACCGUUACCAAUGAGAAGCUA
Molecule: messenger RNA, 3347 nt
Organism: Archocentrus centrarchus (flier cichlid)
Lineage: Eukaryota; Metazoa; Chordata; Actinopteri; Cichliformes; Cichlidae
Product: phosphatidylinositol 3-kinase regulatory subunit gamma-like
Exons: 12
Coding region: 944-2593 (549 amino acids)
Biological process (GO): phosphatidylinositol phosphate biosynthetic process; insulin receptor signaling pathway
Cellular component (GO): phosphatidylinositol 3-kinase complex
Molecular function (GO): 1-phosphatidylinositol-3-kinase regulator activity
Source: RefSeq, a predicted model, not a curated record